AUGCAAGAUUUUCCCCCAUCAUACGAACUCGCUACGACUAGGGAUGUCUGGACCAUAGUUGCCGAUUACAUCCCGUCUGCGGAUUUAUGUGCCGCCUCGCUUGUCUGUAAGAGAUGGCAUAAGAUUUUUGUCCCAUUCUUAUGGGGCGCGCCAGCAUCUCAUUUUGGAACGGAUAACGACGCUGUAUAUGUCGCCUUGACGAGAUUUAGACGGACGCUUAAACGGGCCCGCCUUGAGGUGCGCAUGUUAACUCAUACAUUCCACCUGCCCCCUGCCCUGUCGGAGAUAUAUGGAGGGCCUAGACGAUCAUGGCUUCAGGAGGUCCUACAAUAUCUUCCAAACCUCCAAUCGCUUCUCGUAUCCCAGCUGCCGUUCUUCGACCACAAUUCUCUUAUCGCAUUGAGGCCAAAAUCGAAUGAUGACACUGCUUACGAAGCAUAUGGCCUCCGAUUACUGGUGGCACAACGCGAACCGAAUACUACAUCCCUUGGUGUUAGGGAGGCUCUCCUCCGGUUCCCCUUGUUGGUUUACUUGGACUUGUCGUUCACGACCCCGGCAAAGGAUCAUGGGGUCCUGUCGGCUAUAACAUAUCUUAGACAUCUCCAGGUGUUGAAGUUGAGAGGUAUUGGGCUUAGAGAUGCCGAUCUGGAAGUUGUGGCGGACUCCAUCAAAACGCGGGUUCGGUUGUUGGACGUGCGAAAUAACAUGUUGACAGAUGCGUCGUUAAGGCCUCUUUUGCAGAAGUGCUUUUUACCCUUGGAUGUUGAUGUGUCCUCUCCCACCGAUAGAGAAGUUAAAUUCCAUUUUGAGUGGGCCUGCUCUAUAAGCCCUUUUGCGAAUAUUCUGGGGGCGGAUUCAUUGAAGAGCGAGGAUUUUGACGCCCACCUCAUGAAACAGUUAAUGAUACCCCUGACCGGCCGCUCUGAUCCUCAGGAUCUACCUCACGUUGGCAUUACGCAUCUUUACAUUUCAGAUAAUCGUCUCUCUGUCGAAGGUUUAGGCAGCUUGCUUAAAUCGACGCGUCUUCAUGUACUAGAUGGCGGGACCGUUAAAAGUGCUGGGUCAAUGUGGAAGCGCAAGGGUUUUGAACCGAUUACGGAUAAUGAGAGCCAGUGGGUUGUUGGCGUAAGGUAUCCAGGCGCUGAAAAACUUAUACCAGCACUGCGCCAUUCAGCUGCGGAGAAAUUGACCUAUCUAAGAAUUCACCAUGCCGUGGUUACGGAAAAUGCUUCUACGUCGUCCAGUGAGAUUUUUCCUACCAGGAGAACACCUAAGAGACGACCUGUUCCCCCCGCUGCUACUAUGGAACUGGACGGCUUUUACAGCCAAAUUUACGAAUUGCCGGCUGACGCUGAGCCUGUACGACACGAGCUAGCUGAUACGUCAUUUCAAAGGCCGAUGCCUGGAUGGAAACAUAAAUUGCGUAGUAGCUCUGACCCACUAUCGCCAACACCAUCUCACAGCCUCCGACUAACUCACCCUCAAGCACCACCACUGUCGCAAUUUUUAUCUGCUCAACCGCGAAGCGACUUAAUCCAGUCAUUGCUCAAAAAGCGUCCUGAAAUUAGCCAUGGCAUAGCCCCCUUUUAUCAUCCCUCUCAUACCCCACACCUCCGAACCCUUGUCCUUACUGAUGUUCCAGCCUCUGUCCCACCGUCAUCUCAUAUCAUAUCCUUCUUAACACGCUUCAUUACAUCGUGUGCGGAUGAGGCCUACCUGGCCACUCUUCAGGCGCGAUCCGACUACUCUCUACCCCCUGGCUGGCUACGUGCCAAUGCAGAGCGACAGCACGUACGAUCCCUUUUUUCUCUUGAACGGAUUAUCCUCGAGAUCACACCUGUCGCAAAGCCUGAUUCCUCGAAAGAUUCGACGUCCUGGAACCGCAGCAGCGCGGGUUUCUUCUCCAAGUCCAGCACGGAGGAUAUAGAUUCAGAGAACCUGUGGGCCGCUGCGGAGAAUGAUUUUAGUUUUUUCAGUAGGGAGAUCGAGGAGGAGUGUGGGGUUCGAGAUGAAGAGGCGAAGGACACGGAUAGCGAUAGGGAAGGUGAAAAAGAUGCUGUAUCCGUGCACUCACGGCGGAUCCCAGAACUGGAAGCUACAACCGCACCAUUAUCGCAUCUUGCCUCCGCAACCCCUCAGCCACCACCACCAGAAUUGCCACUUUUUUCUCCGCCAAAUCAGACGCCGCUUACCUCACCAUCUCCCUCGCCUUCACCGAACGGCCAGAAGAGACAGCACACCAACCCAGCCACCUCUUCCAAGAACGCAGAGAUCGACGUUGUUGCUGCUCUAGCAGCGUUCCGCAAGAUUAAAAAGGCAGAAUAUGAGGAGUUGUUGUCACGCACCAAUAAGGGGGUGCGGAAAUAUACCAAUACUUCAACCCCUGUGCUUACUCCUAUGCCUACUCCGACGUCACCGCGAUCACAACAGUCGUCGGCUUCGUCCUCGUCCUCGUCUUCGUCUUCGUCGAGUGCAUCACUGAAUUAUCCGUUAUAUAUGCAUUAUUCGAUCGACACCUUUUCGGUGGAUACAUCGGAUGCGAUUUGA
Histoplasma mississippiense is the source of this 2547-nucleotide messenger RNA. RefSeq lists its product as hypothetical. The record is from RefSeq and is a predicted model, not a curated record. NCBI's taxonomy places the organism in Eukaryota, Fungi, Ascomycota, Eurotiomycetes, Onygenales, Ajellomycetaceae. Gene Ontology annotation, molecular function: protein binding. The transcript has 3 exons. The coding region runs from base 1 to 2547 and encodes 848 amino acids.